CUACUCAGUCGCGCCGAAGAUGGCGUCUUGAACGGACGUGUAUCCUGUGUACGUGAGAGGAUGUAACGUGUCACGUGUGAGCAGGCGAUAUGAAGUGUCAUGUGUUUUGUUUAAUACCUCGUAAUAAAUGAUGCGUUAGCCUGAGUGGUCCUUCCCUAAAUCAACCAGCAUGCCGCUGGUCAAACGGCUUAUCAAGCCGGUCGGCCUUUCGAGGCGCCCCUCGACGUGGGGGCAGACGGAGGAAGGCGAAGACGUGGUUUUGGAGGGGGAAUACGAUCUAACGGCCGUCACGAAUGUCACGUUGUGUGGUGCCCUUCGCCAGCUUGCAAGCUUGGUCGUCGCUGCCCAGGGCGUGUCGCGGGGUUUGGAGGAAGAGCUGCUGCAGAUUAACAGUCGCGCCUCUGCCCUUACCUCCCGACUGGCCUCCUUGGAACUCAAAGUCACCGGGCAUAAUCCUCGCACCGUUCCUGUCCGCACUCGAUUAAAGGAUGUCGCCGAAGGUGACCUGAGGAGUUUCAGCGAGAGGCGCGACCAUUUCACUCACAAGGAGACCGAAGAGAAGGCCCUCUUCACUGAAGGGUCGCGCCCCCCGGAACUCGUCACUCUGUAUCAAGACGCCAUCGAAACACCUGUUCAUAUCAUGAGGGAGAUCGAUAGACUUAGAGACGACGGGAUUCGAAGUUCCCGAUACUUCGUGUGCGAACCGGUCCUCGGCGAUUCGCUCAAGAAGGAAAAACUUCGCAAGCUCAACCUAGAGAUCGAGACGAGACGGCUAGCCGAGGAGGAAGGAGUGUCGGAUCCGUAUCGGCCUGCCAGCUUCGCUGCCCUCCGAGAAUGGUGUAGCGAUGACGAGACGUUGACAGAGCAGCUCUCACUGGCGCCCAUCUCCCCGUCGGUGCCUGCGCCCGUGGUACCUCCGGCCCAGGAACCCACUCCUCACAAACUACCUUCUCCCGAGCAGCGGGUAUUGGCCCUCUCCCUCAAGUACCCGCCGGAACUCGUGCCCAUAGACGUUUCAGGGACAGGCUUCAAGAGGCUCGAGAAAUUCAGGCAGUCUCUUAUACAUUUUGAGUACUACAAGGGAAAAAGACGGCGGAAGCGAGUGAAAAGGAGGAAUACGAUUGCUGACACUCGUGAUGCUCGCAUAGCCUUAGCAGACAGGGAAGCAGCAUCCACAUCAUCUGGUCGUGGCAUCUCGUCUCCUAGGUCGGGUUCCCCAAGUUCGAGAGGGGGCGUGUCCUUUACUGAUCGCUCUUUCGAUACCACUGAAACAUUAGAUACGACUUCCAAUACCACCAAAACAAGUUCAGAUAGAGAGAAUCAACUUCAUUCUUUGGGACUGGAUGUAAAUAUUCCUGUACCUCCUCGCCAUGUCCAGACUUUGUCAAGACGUAUGGCCAAGGAUGUUAAUUCCUUUAGGGACCAUGAGAUAAUACAUGAACAAGCGACUGGAUCAUCAGGACCGGAGGAGGCCCCUGUGGUGAACGGGACCAGACGGGAAACUGGUCUCCAAAGAAACCACAUUUAUGAAACAGUCAAAAAUUCCAAGUGCGACAGUUCUGCAGAUAAACGUUAUCCACAGAAGUCGCAUCUUCCUAUAUCAACGCAGUCUGGAGCAAUGAAUGUGGCUGUUAAACUGAGGGAAGGCACUAGAGACGACGGGACCCAUUCAUCAUCUGGUAACUGGUCUGCUUCCAGCAGUACGCGUACAUCUGUGGAAUCGGAUCACCAACGGCCAGUUGCAUCACCCACUUCAUCGCUGGAGCAGGACUCCAUCAUUUCAGAGUCUUUACAGAUUAGAUCAUCAUCUCCCUCUAGUAAUCAACGCACAAACUCAAGAACAACUGAUGAUUUUCCUUCAACCUCUUCACAUGCAAGUGAUGGCACAUUAACACCAACACAGGAUAUUCAGGAUAUUCCAUUUUUAGAUGAUGAUACCAGUUCUGCUUAUUCUUGUGAUACUGAAGGAUAUUACACUUCAUUCCAUAUAGACAGUGGUUUACGUUCCGUAAGUUACGAGGGAAAUAAGCUUGCAAGUGAAAGUGAUUACGAAACAUUUGGUAAGGGUAGUACAGGUACAACCAAUAGCUCAGCAAGUUUAGGAACAGUUGUCAUGAGGAAUCCAGAGAAGAAAACACCACCAAAGCCACCUCAAAGGGUGAGCUCUUUAGAAAGGAAACGUGAAAAUCGUGAAAGUGUCAUAACUGUGAUCCAUGUUAAUGGAUCGACUUCAUCACGUGAAGACGUUGUUGGUGAGGUACCCGACAAAGGUGGUAGUCAAGAUGGGGAUAGCAGAAGUUCUCGUGAUGGUGAUAGUGGAAGGGAAACUUCCAGUUCCCCAACCGAACCUACUAGUCCACGCCAACCUAGUCUACCAUCUCCAGAACAUGAGUAUUCUGAAUCUGACUUUGAAGUUGAAAGACAAGAAAUUUUGCGGGUUAAAACUUCUAUAAACUCAAGCCGAAUACCCUCAAUGUGCGUUAUAACACCGCCUCAAAGUGAUGAUGAAAGUGUUAGGUCAGGUAAUGUUUCUCUGUCAAGGGACAGUUUAGGUCCACAGGUUGAAAAUCAGGGCCAACAAGUGCCCCUUCAGGGAACAGCCAGUUCCAUUGCUAGUCAGGGAAGCACAUCAAGUGUUGCUACUAAGAUUUAUGCUUUUCAGAAUAGUGGUGCAAAAAGUGGAGGUGCUAGUGGAAGUAGUAAGGCAACUGUGGAAUCUGUUGUUAGUGAGAAGAAAGAUUUGGCAUCAAAAAUGGCAGCAGCACCUCAUAGUUACACCCCAACCCUCACAGUUAUUCCAAGAGGCAAAGAUGGCGAUAUAAAUGCUCACUUAAAAGGUAUUAUGCACACUGCAGCUAUAGCAUCUCCUUCACGGGCAACUACUGAGCAACCUGUGCUAAUUAAACCAUCAUUAGUGAGGCAGGCAGAGAAAGAAAAGAGGUUAUCACAAGAAAGUGAUAAUAAACAAAAAAUGGAGUUGCAAAAGCAUCUCUCUAAGGAUGAGGGGCAAGUCAAGCCUGAAGAGGAUAAAGGUCAAGUUCAAAGCUCAGAUCUGGUUUCUUACAAAGAGCUUCCACCUCCCACUAGUACAAGUCAUCCAUUUAGUGCUGUGCCUAGUAGUGUCAAACAAAAUGUAGUUAUUACACCAACUAACUCUUUGGAAAGAAGAAAAGCCAAUAUACACAAGUCUGGUGCUCGGGUAACACUUAAUUCUGAUGGAAAGGUUGUUUAUUCCUCUGAUAGUUUGCCUCGUCGAAAGGGCCAUUCAUCUUUUGAGCCCGGACCAUACAUUAAACAAGUUGUAACCACUUCACAGUCGCAAGUUACUUCUGGAGGUACUGAUAGCUCUCAGACAUUACCUGUGUCUCUUGUAAAACCAUCAGUUUCAACAACAACAAGUAGUAUACAGCAAACACCAUUGCCACCUUUACCAACCAUGACUAGCAGUAAUACAGAAACUAUUCAGCCUCACCCCAUGGCACAAAGGCCUCAACAGCCUCUUCCACCAUCUGCUUCUGCAUUACAUGCUUCCCCUCCAAUGCAUCACCAUCCCAUUCAAUCAAAACCUUUGUCUGUUCCGUUGCCCCAUUCACAACCAGUAGCCUCAUCACUCUCAUCACAGACAGCCACCACACAGCCUCUUCCUACUUCAGUACAUCACAUAUCAAAACUUCCUGGUCAAAUAGUUCAAAACCUUCCUUUACAGUCUCGUCCAGUCCAACCCUCACAACCCGUUAGUGGUUCUGUUUCUUCGGCACCUACUAGUGCCCCUUUGCACCAUGUUGCACAUCCUGUGUCACAGCCUUACCCUUUGUCUCAGAUCAAAACUGUUUUAACCACGCAAACUCCUUCAGGUGGACUUCCUACUCAGCAAAAAGCCCCAAGUAUGAGUGGAAUACCAGCAAGUAUUAACAUGACUCCAUCUUCAGUACCAUUAACUAGUGUUAGCAGUCAGCAAAUUAAACCACCUCAGCCAUUGGUGCAGCAGAGACUUCAGCAAACAACACAACAGCCACAGUCGCCUGGCAGUCAGAAACAAGUUGCUUUUGUCGAUAAAACAGAUAGUAAAGAAUCUGAGAAACCAAAAUUACAGAGUGUUGCAGGAAGCUCAAAUAGUAUGUAUGCUGUUACACAACAACAACUUCAGCAGCAGCAGCAGCAGCAGCGCAGCUUCAACAACAACAGCUUCAGCAACAACAGUUUCAGCAGCAGCAAUUACAGCAGCAACAGCAACUGCAACAACAGCAGCAGCAACUUCAACAACACCAACUGCAGCAACAGCAGCAGCAGCAGCAGCUUCCAGCAGCAAUUACAGCAGCAACAGCAACUGCAACAACAGCAGCAGCAACUUCAACAACAGCAACUGCAGCAACAGCAGCAGCUGAAACAACAACAUCAGCAACAGAUACAGCAACAGCAACUCCAACUGCAGCAGUUGCAACAGCAACAGCAACAGUUAUUACAGCAGCAGCAGCAACAAGAACAGCAGCAACCAUCUCAACAACAACAACAACUUCUUCGUCAACAACAGCAAAUUUACCAAGCUCGUCAGGAAGCUCAGAGGCAGCUUAUGCAGCAACAGCAGCAAAUAUAUCAGACCCAUCAGGAAGCCCAGAGAGUUUUGCAGCAACAACAUCAACAGCAACUGAUGUUGCAGCAACAGCAGUUUUAUCAAGCAAGACAAGAUGCCCAACAGGUGCGACAGCAGCAGUCACCUCCUUUGUCUCAACAACAGCAGCAGCAGCAACAACAACAACAACAACAACAACAAAAUAUUACUGCAACUACGUCAGCUGGUGUCAUUAUGGCUUCCCAAGGUGCACCUAUGUCUCCAAGAAGUCAGCGAGCUGGUGCAUAUGUACAUGUCCAAGGACAAACAACUCAAACAGCAUUGCCCCAGCAAACUGUUUCACUGAACCAGGCUGCAGCAAAGCUACUCACACGCCCACAAAGUGCACAUGGUUAUCCUCCGGGUGGCCAAACAUCCCGUGCACCAACCCCUGUGCAAGGUCCUAUAACCUCAAGUCCUAGACGUGGGGCUCAACCAAGUACUAUGGCUCUCACACACCCAGACCUGCGCACUGACCCAGCUAUGAUGUAUGGAUCACAGCGUAGUUUGCAAAGUGUGGGGUUAGUGGUGGAAGGAAGAGCUGCAGGUCAACAAGCACAACAGCAGCAACCUCCACCAAGGCCCAUGUCUACAUCACCUCCUCCGUACCCAGAUCAUCAUGGUCUCAUUGACAGCGAUAUUUAUGGAAGAAUUGGUAUGACUAGACAUGUUCAGGUAGGAGGGACUUUACCAGCUAGUUUUGGGCGGUAUCAGAGGGGUUAUAGUUCCUUACCUCCUUCAAGAAGACAAUCCCUUGAGCCACAAACAUCACUGCCACCUGAACUACAACAGCAUCAGUUGCUUGAUAAACAUCAGUUUUCCAGAAGGUCAAGUGUAGAUGCUUAUGGACCUGGGUCUGAAAACAGACCCAUUCCAAGAUCAGCUGCAUCUAAUCCGAGCACGCCAGAAAAAGUUCUUGAUAAGAAGGAAAAACCAAGUAAAAAAGACAAGGAGAAAGAUAAGGAUAAAAAGAAAAAAGAAUCAAAGACUGAAAAAUCUCCAAAGAAGAAAUGGUUUUGGACAUUACCUCUAAGGAGAAAGAAGAAAAACAAGGAAGAGAAUACUGAAGAUGAUGAUGGAGGGUUCAAAGCAGCUUCUGAAAAAGGAGCACGCAAACACGUUCAUUCUGAUGACUCUAGCUUUAUUAGGUAUCCUUCACCUGACACAGGAUCAUCAGAAAUGAAUUCAUCAUAUUCCAGUGAACUCUCUGGUGAGCAUAGUUACCGAAGUAGCCCAUCAGCAGAAGUUUAUUAUUACAGCCGUAGGGCUCAGCAUCAAGCUUUGCAGCAGCAGCAACAGCAGCAGCAGCAGCAACAACAACAGCAACAGCAGCAACAACAACAAACACAACAGCAAGGUGGGGGAGGAUUAGGCCCACGAUCACUUCCAACUACUCCUGUUUCACCACCUGAUAGUAGCCAGUCUUCCUUUGUAUCUGUAAACCCUUCUCCUCAGAGUGUGAUGUCAGAUGUUACUGAUCUCACUGUGACUGAUUUAACUAGAGGGCGGCGUUAUAUGAGUCGUGAAGAAUUUUAUGCUGCCAUGCGGCACCCCCAGUAUUAUAAUUACCACAGGAGCACUAUGACUGCUGCCACAGGUGAAUUUGGCAGUCAGAGUAACUCGGCACCGACGAGUCGAAGUCAGUCUCCAGCUGUUUUUGGUGUAAAUCCUCCUCCACCAUAUGCUAUUAGACCUCAGGUUUACAAUAACUAUGGUUCUUGGCCUCCAGACAAUCAAGAAGCUGCAACCCAUUCUCGAGACCCAACUGUAAAACAGCUGUCUGUACCAGACUCUCAAACAGAUGAAGAUUCCCCAACAAGUGUUGACCCACCAGCAGACUAUCAAAACUCUGCAAGUGAUACUCAGAGUAAAGUAGAUAUUUUAAAGCAAAGCUAUCAGAGUCCUGGGAAAGCAUUAAAUUCCCAGCAACCACUUCAGAACCAGCUAACAGCUGCAUCUCAAGCAGGUUCUCAGUCCCCUGUAACAACCCAAGCCACACCAAAACAGACCACUAGAGUUGAUUUUAAGAAAAUGAUAUUAAACCAGAGCAUGAGUACUGCUGGUGGUAGUCAGAGAAUUUCAGCUGUAGAAAUGUUGAAAGCUUCUCGUCCUUCUAUAUAUGGGUAUUCCCCUCCACCUGCUCCAGUAGUAAAACCACCACAGCCUCCACCUCCCCAGACUCAUGGUGAAGGUGUCAUUAUGCCCCCUUCUUCUCGAAACACGGCUAGGGCACUUCUCUUCCAGAGCCGCUUUGGUAGUGGCCGCCGCUUUCGUGCCCCCAAAACUGAAAUUAUUAGUACUACAAUUCUAGAAGAUCAUGGAGGAGAGGAAAUUGAAGAGGAGGAGGAAUAUGAGGAAUGAUGAUGAUGAUGAGAGGAAGAGGAGGAAGAGAGCAGUGGUGGAAGUCCUGAGAGGCGCAGCAUACAAAGUGUCAGAGGCCCACUGGCACGAGCUUACAGUGAACCAUGUAGUUCUAACACUGCCACUUCAUACUCGCCAUCUUCUUCUCCUGUUGAAAAUUCUGAUGAUGUUGCGCAUUCAACACCAAACACUACACUUGUUCAACCCCCACAAGCACCAGAUGUUUCUAUAAUUGCCCAGGAAGCAGAACCUGAGGAAUCUAAACCAAAUGAACAGAACGAAACAGAUGAAAAAGAGUCGAUGGAGACGGCUCUUUGACAUGAGGCUUAAUCUAGUCCUUUUUUAUUGUAAAAAGAUGCUCAAGAAUUUUAUAUGCUUUGAGAGACAACUGUCUGUUGAACACCAUUGUAUGGUGGUAAGUCAUAGCUUAUCAACAUUCUUUAUAGAAUAAAAUGUGUAAAGUUUUGUACUUAAUAUAUUUUAUUUCUCUGUAUAUUUUCUUGUAGUAAUAUGCAUAUAAUGUGUGCAUCUAUACAUAUUUAUAUAUUUUCUGUCUAUGUACAAAUUUUUUUUUAACUAGCAUUGUAUAAAUUUUGUUUUCUUACUAUGACGAUACAGUACUUGGUUUUGUGCAUCAGUUUUCAUUGACCAUCUGGUAUUAAUGAGCUGUAUAUGUAGAAAUUUAAUUUUGUUGGUAUAUUACAUUAAAUGUUAUUGUACAAUUAGUGCAAGGAAAUGCCAGCUUUACUGUUGCAUUACAAGCUCUGGAGCUUGAUAACUAAAGACCCUCCCACCCCAUUAGGUAUUUUUAUAAUGGUUUGGAGAAGGAUGGGUAAGAUUUAUUUGGCUGCAUAUUUUUUUCAUUAGCAAACCCUCUGACUUCAGCAAGACUGACAGAUUGCCAGCCUUUUAGCCUGCAUGCUCUUAGGGAUUUUUUGGGAUAUAUAGGUUCUACUGUAAGUGCUAGAGUAUAUCUAUAUAAAUCUAUUUAUUGCAGCUUUCUUUUAUCAUUAUUUAAUAGCAGGCUGUUGUCUUUAAUUUGGUGCAAUGUUGUUCCUUUUGCAGUCCAGUGUUACAACAUUUUAUACCAAUGACAUCUUACUGUAAUGAAAUUUUUUUUUUAAAUUUCACAAUACAUAUUUGAAAAUAAAUUUCCUUGAUAGUCGAAAUCAUACAGUAUCUCUGUACAAGUGAAAUCACUUUUGGCUAAACAUUUUUUUCAUAUGGAUUGAGCCAAUCCAUUUUUAUAAAACCCCCAUUUAAUAUUACUGAUGUUAACUGUUUGAAGCUAAUGUCUGUAUUCUAGUGUAAGAUAAUUUUUUUGAGACUUAUCUUAAAAAUUUUACACUGAGUCCUGCUCAGCUACCCAAGGAAAAUACAAAGGUACUACUUGUCUCAGGGGUACACACAGUGUUGCACAAGCCUUGUGGUUUGUACAGUAGGCCAAAGUCACGUCAUUCCACAAUCAUUUGGAUAAUGUGACCCACUGUUAGCACAAAGCCAUUUAUACAACCAAGAAAGCACCAAAUCUCAUGUUUCAUCAUAGUGUUGUUGACUAUUUUAUGAAUAGAAUUUAUACAAGAUGGCCAACAACAGUUAAUCAGUAUUUUGCUGCUGUAUUACCUAGAUGGGCAAAAGUAAUAGGUUAAACAUUAGCUGUUACACAAAUUAGUUAAUGUCCUAAUUUGAUAUUGUGAAGGCUUUAGUCGGUCAGUUAAUGUAGCCGAAGUUUGAUCUCAUUUACCAUUUAUUUAAGGCAAAAAAAAAAAAAAAGCUUUCCCUUUCCACUAUGUGAAGUUCCUGAACAUUCCCAAAAUGAUAUUGAUUCCAGUUUUACCAAACUGAGCUUGAUAAUGGUUUGGUUUUCCUAGAAACCUAGAAGUACUAACAAUUUAUCUGAAUUAGGAAGUGCCUUUUGUCCCUUAAUCAGUUCAGUCAUGUAUCAUUUGUUGUAGCAAUAAACUCAAAUGAUGUAUAUAAUGUAUAGUUAUCAUACAUGCUUAUAGGAUAGGCGACUUCAGUCCCUGUAUUUAGUUUUUUACUCAACGGAAUCAUUAUGCUUUAGCCAUGUUACUUGUGUAUCCCUGACGAAGAGGCUUCACAUGAAGCCAAGAUAUUUUUUCCUAUCUUUAGACCUUUUAUUAUAUAAAGAGCUUGAGGAUGAUUUAAGCUCUAUGCUCAAACACAGGAUACUUGUAUAAAGACAGUUUUGUAACCAGUUCUUCAUAAAGAUUAUUUAAAGGUUUGCAAUUUUAUUUAAUAACUUGAUAUGUGAAGUGUUUCAGAAUAAGGGAAUUACCAUUAAAUUUUUGUCAUACCUUGUAAUAUAUGUUAAUGUGUAACAAAUAUCUAAUUUACGUAGUGCGGUAUUUAUUAAAGCAAUUUUUGAAAUAAAAACUGGAGUUAUAUUUUUAAUAUUGUUGUCUUCCCUUAUUAAACUGUAGCAUAUUGAAAGCUGUCACCAAAGUUAAUCUGCAACUCAUACAUUUAAAUCAUGACGUUCUACUUAAUCUUGUAUUGUUUGAGUAUCCAUGGGUUAGCAAUAAAGACAUGACCUGA
Molecule: messenger RNA, 9529 nt
Organism: Macrobrachium nipponense
Lineage: Eukaryota; Metazoa; Arthropoda; Malacostraca; Decapoda; Palaemonidae
Source: RefSeq, a predicted model, not a curated record